Molecule: messenger RNA, 2415 nt
Organism: Aspergillus nidulans FGSC A4
Lineage: Eukaryota; Fungi; Ascomycota; Eurotiomycetes; Eurotiales; Aspergillaceae
Exons: 7
Coding region: 1-2415 (804 amino acids)
Biological process (GO): vesicle-mediated transport
Cellular component (GO): Mon1-Ccz1 complex
Source: RefSeq, a predicted model, not a curated record
AUGUCGGAGGACGAUUUUUCGUCUGUAGUGCCGGCGCAGCUAUCGUUUCUUGCCAUCUACAAUCCCUUACUCGGAACGACUGAUGAAACGAUCGAAGAGCAAAUUGUCUUCUACACCUCGAGGUCCAGCAUUUUGCGACGACAAGAUAGCUCUGCUGCGACUGACAAUAAAGAGCCUGGCGAUGACUUGAAUGAGAGGUUACGCCAGGUUGGCCUGGCGCAGGGCAUGGUAACCUUCGCAAGGAAUUUCUCAGAAAACAAAGCUGUCGAUUACGUGGAGACAGAGAAGACACAAACAGUGUUGCACGAAUUAGAGAAGGAUUGGUGGAUUCUAGCUUCUGUCGACCUGACCCGACUGCCGAAUCCUAAUAAUAAAUUCGCUUCGCAAAGAGACGCCUCUGGAGCCCUUUUUCACUACUCGUCCAGGGAAACGGCUCCUCCGCAACUCCUGAUCCAACAACUGCGUCGGGCACAUUCAACCUUUCUCCUUCACCAUGGACCGAGUCUUCAUAUUCUAUACGAAAAUGUUGGCAGGACCACGUUUUGCCAUCUCCUCGAGGAUUUUUGGUUGAGAUUUGCAUGGAACUGGGAUAUUCUCCUUAGUGGAAAUCCAGCUGUCGAGAUCUACAAUGGCAUAAAGCUCGCCGUCGGCGGUGAACUUGGUAUUGGGGUCGGUGAAGAGGAGUGGGGAAGCGGAGAACGAGAAGUACUUGAGGACUUUGUUUCGAGGACAGAAGGUCUCGUAGAUCUUGUGGUGUCGCGAUACGGUGAUCCGUACGACCGCGCCGGGAGCUCUCAAGCAGCGAGCAUGUCAGAGAACGAUGCUGAAUACGGAUGGCUUGGCUCGGAUGUUUAUCCACGACCGUCGGACGGUGUCAUAUUCUCAGGUGUUGGGGCUGUCUCAAAAAGCUCACUUGUAUCCAUAUCUCAGUGGAUGGAGUGGAUAUACAGAUAUGGUGCAAAUGCCUAUGGAGUCGGUGAGGAUCCUACAUCCCCGCGUCGGCGAAGACGGAGGAAAAGAGUGCGAGCUGCGUCUUCUGGGAAGGCCACAAGCAAUCAAGCACCCUUCAAUGCUGCGCAGGGAGCUGUCCCAGAUCGUUCAUUUUCCCCAGGUAUUCCCCCGCCGCUUGUUGGGGGCACGCCCCCACCUCGACCGUCUUCACAAGAACCUAAAAAAGGUGCGAAGACACAAGCAAGUGAUGGAAGCUCUCAAUUAUCGGAAGAUAAAGAAAGUGAUUGGAUAACAACAGGAACAGAAACAUUCGUGAGGUAUCUCACUCUUGGAUAUGGCUCGUCAUGGACUCUGCCCGGGAUAUCCAGUGGGGCAUCUAGCCCGCCGCAAAUUGACGAUUCUAAGAGAAACAAUGCCAGUGAAUCAGCUAAUAAAAAUGCUCAAAAAGACACGAAGGAGCUCCCAAGCCCAAAGGGUUUUCCGCGACCUGAUAAUUAUGGUAGGUUCAUUAUUGGGUUACAGGACGAGGUUACCAGCCUAGAUGAAGGCCUGGAGGAGCGAGCCCUAUCAAAACCCUCUGCUAGCCCGACUGAAAAGAUCACCAAGAGAACAAUACACGUGCAGAUGGCAGAUUCGCAGAAAGAAACAGUCAAAAGUCUCAUAGUUCAGACUCGGUACCACUUCAGGUCGUCGUAUACGUACACGACAUCAACUCUCUCCGACCCCUCCAUCUACCACAGCAUACAUCAUCAGCUGGGUCCUCUCCAGAAACCACUCAGCGCCUCUACCUCGACAUCAACAGCAGAAACCCGUAUAAAUAGCUUACCGGAGUUCAACACCAAAUCCCAGAAACAAGCUAACCCGGUAUAUGACCUUGUCUUCGACCCACACAAUCUCUCCAUUCGCUCCUCCAUUCCCAAUAUCCCAGAUCUUACAUCACACAACCAACGCAAAGCUGGAACCUCGUCUCUAUCCCGAGUCGAAACGAUAAGCAUUCAUCACCGUGUCCUUACCACAUACAUAGAAACCCGGUCCCGCCCACUUGAGCUCGAACGGACGUGCAAGACAAGCCGCGGGUGGUGGAUUGUUUGGGUCCGCGUUCCCACUUCAGCAGAUAAUCAACAAGACUCGCCCGAGUAUAGUGCAGGCAAGGACAAACAACAGGAAGCCUUUAUAGUCCGCCGAGCAAGCGAUCACGCCGCCUUAUCAGGCCACACUCGGAAUGCCAGUAGUAUAGGUGGUGGGAGCGGCGCCCGGUUUUUUAGGGACCUGGGCGGGGCAUCGUCACCUGGAUCUUCGCAAACUGUGAGGAUGGAUAUAGCACCGGGCAAGCUAGUUGAGGGCUUGGGUCUUGACGCACGACGUUGUCGAGUACACGUGUCGGCCGAUGCUGGAGACGACCCACGGGCGUGCGGAAAGGAGAAUAGAUACGCGCCAGUUCAUUACCCCGAGUCCAAGUUGUGA